UAUGGAGGAAAACGCUCUCUCCGGUACUGGCGGUAUCGGAACGCGGUCCUUCGACGAUCGCGACGAUUUGUGAGCCGCGGGAAAACGAUGAAUGGUCUAAUUUUAUAUUUGGGAAAACUACAAUAGUUAAUUAUUUAGUAUCGAUAUAGUAAUUUUCUUCUCCAUUAAAAAUGAGCAAUUUUUAUUCUCCAAUGAAAUAUAUAUCUCCCAAUGCAAGGUAAAAGUCUGAAGGGUUUUAACACCCAAACCGCAGGUGCAACAGCUUUUGGAUCUAAGGCUGACGCAAAGCAAAGUUCGUAGCAGUAUUACAUGGUUUUUCGUUAAUAUGUUAUUACUCAGUAUUGUGCUGUACGAUAUAAUGUACGAUGGACCUGUGUACAAGCCGAUUCGCUGGCUGGAAUGGUGCCUGGCGUCGAUAUUUACGAUAAAUGCUUUUUAUCAUAUUAUAAGAUACAUAUGGGCUACCAUGAAAUUGCAGCCGAUCACACUGAAGCCUAGGCAAAGGCGACUCUUGGGAGUCUCAGAGGACGAACCUCUGUUCAAGAAUGAAGCGCCUCAGCAGCAGAAGUCCUUAGAGCUGAGUCCUUCGUUGAACAUAUCCUGUAUAAAUCUCAACAGACGUACAAUACCCCUUGUAUCUUCGGUCCUGAGUGAAAUUAAGGAUUACUCGACGUCGCCAGUUUUUAAGUACAACAGUCCUGUGUCUCCCAAAUCAAAUGUAAGCUCGAAUGGAUCACUUGGUAAAUCUAUGAGCGUUUCUCUGAACGGUAGCCUCACGAAUGAAGAUAUUAUUCAGGAUGAGUGUGAGCUGGAGAAUUAUCUCGAGGGGGUCGACCAGCAGAGAAAGUUUAUGCUGUCAACGAACGUUGAUCAGCCUUCGAAUCUCUUGAGCUCCUUCUGGUCUCAUCCCGCUGUUCGAAGACCCGGCGAAGUGUCGCCGCUAUUGAGAAGGUGUGCUUAUCAACUUGCACCUACCAUAGACAAAACAAAGACGACUAGCCCCGGCGCUGAAGAAGGAAGUUCUCCCAGGGGUACGUUUGGUGUGCUAAAUGUAUGGAGAAAAUACAGGGUCGAUCCGAAAAAAGUCAACGAGUGGACUGCCUUUCUUCGCAUGUGGAUCAGCAGGACGGUCGUGGAGCGUGUAUCUUCGGAGAUAGAUAACAUAUGCGCGGCGUUGAUACGUCACGGUUUGAGCGACUCGCAACCAGGCCACGUGGGGUUGGAUAGGCUCAGGAAGCUCGCCCAAGCGCCGUUCUUGGUCUCUGCCAUUCCCACUCUGCCGACGUUGGUCCCCUUCCUGGAGCUUUCCAAUAAUCAGGAGUAUCUCGUGAAGCGAAUAAAGAUGCUCGCGAAGGGAGGCUGUAUGAGUGAAUUCAAAUGGAACGGCGGAGGCUCUCACAACGGCAAGGAAUGGGACUCCAGCUUGCCGACUGAUUCCGCGAUAAUAAUGCAUUUGAUCUCGACGUACAUGGACACGCAAUUGGAAGCACCGUUGGAUCAACCGGACGCCAGACCAUUCACCUCGAGAUACAUGGCGAGAUCCGGGAUGGAACUGCCGCGAAACAAGGGUCCAAUAAUAGUUUGUCAGUCGGUGAAUCCGCCGCACUACAAUCUCGCGCUGUCCGGUGAUUCACUUCCGAGCGAUUACGAAGAAGUACAACGAGGACGUAAUAAUCUGUUCCACACGCUUCUGCUCUUCUUGUACAUAAUCAAGACGCGAGAUCACGGUAUGCUGGGCCGGGUCAAUGCCGGAUCAUCCGGCAUCAACGUACUGUGGGUGAUAGACGGCUGAAGGAAAUCCUGUCCAAGAAGCGAAAUGUGAUGUGACAUUCUAAUAAAGUGCGAUCGAUGUCCUGAAGAACCGAGAAGUACCCUUGAUGUGUGAUAUACCUUGACUGAUCCUCCUGAACCUUUAAAACUAAUAUCGCUCGUUUGUCAAGCGAGAGAAAAUAUCUAUAGGUAGAUUUACACAAAAAGAAAUGCGGGAACUGCGUUACGCAACGAAUGGAUGUCGUGAAAUUUUUACUUGUAUAUUUGCGGCUAUAUACAAAGAUUUUGGGGAUUUAUGACGAUUACAAACUUUUCGGAAGAAAAUUAUCACAUACAACUUUUUCCAUACAUGUAUGAGAUGCCGCUUUUUUCGAGACUGAUGAUUUAUCGUAUCAUUAUAGUUGUAAAAUAUAUAUAUACUGUGUGCGUACCGCUUUUAUUAAAAUGAAAGGGGAAAAAAAAACAUCACGGUACAGCUUCACAAGCUCGCAACUGUGCGACACACGGCAAUCAGGGACAUUCACGUAUUCGAGAUUAUAUCGCUGUAUUACAACACCAUUGAAAUAUGUUGAUUGUUACCACAAUGAUAUAUCACUUCGCAUAUACUGUAAGAUAUUUCGUUCCUUAUCCAAUCACACACAUACACACAGAAAGAGAUGUGUCCUUCAGAUAUCAUUGCCGUCACUGAGACGUAUAUCCGAUGUAAAGAGAAAAGUAAAAAGUUCUCAUCACACGAAGUUCUAUAAUUUAUUGUAUUAUCUUUGGGUUAUAAUGCAUUGUAAAAUUACAAAUGAUUCGUUCCUCCGGCAAAUGGAACCAAUGUGUAUGUACAAUAAAGGUCGAUACAAUAAUGUUUAACAGAUUCAAAUAUUAUAUACCACCGAUAUAUAAGAUUAGAACGGAACUUUAUUUAUGCAACAGAAUCUAAAUGCGAAAUCAUACUUCCGCAUGAAUAUUGUAACGAAGUUUGCAUCUAUACAUUUAAUUGUGAUAGGUCACGUGGUAAUUUUAAAAGCUUUUACACAUAGCGAACGCUUCAAUCAUUACGAUUACGAAUAGCUUCCUUCCAAACUUACAUUUGGGAUUUUCUUAGAAAUUUCUUGUCUAUUAUAUAUUGCUUCUUCCACCGGAAAAGGGUUGUUUAAACAAUAGAUGCUUUAAGCCUUAAGAAAUUGACCAAUCACAAUCGAAUUAUAGGAGAAUAAUCAAUUUCUUAAUGCUUAAAAUUCUAUUGUAGACCUAGCCUUAGUCAGCAUAGCUUAUGAUCCAAUUGUCGGAUACAAAUUAUACCUAGGAUAUCGAUAUCACAAUAUCGCUUAAUAUAUACUCUUCGUGAGUGACAAGAAUGAGUGGGUCACUUUUUUUCUUUUUGGAAAGAACGAAGUUGCGACGAUUCUUUACAACGUCCGGAUUCCGAGUUUUAAACUAUUCAUAUUGUUACUCCGUGUUGUAAGUGACGGUAUUAUCUAGAUUUAUAAAAGAAAAGAAAAGGGGGGGAAAAGAACAAUGUUAACGGAUUCACGGUAUACAUCUCGGUAGAUUCGCGCACGUACCUCGCACAUGUCUGUAAUAAAGAGAGAAUAGAAUAAAAA
This is a messenger RNA of Dinoponera quadriceps, 3362 nucleotides long. Its product is annotated as transmembrane protein 209. Gene Ontology annotation, cellular component: membrane. NCBI's taxonomy places the organism in Eukaryota, Metazoa, Arthropoda, Insecta, Hymenoptera, Formicidae. The record is from RefSeq and is a predicted model, not a curated record. The transcript is spliced from 8 exons. Bases 326 to 1792 code for a protein of 488 amino acids.